Molecule: messenger RNA, 1749 nt
Organism: Puccinia graminis f. sp. tritici CRL 75-36-700-3
Lineage: Eukaryota; Fungi; Basidiomycota; Pucciniomycetes; Pucciniales; Pucciniaceae
Exons: 5
Coding region: 1-1749 (582 amino acids)
Source: RefSeq, a predicted model, not a curated record
AUGGCACUACCCGUAGGCUACCAAUGGGCCAAAAUGAUCAUACUUGCUGUUUUCUGUCUACGGGUCACCCAAUGCAUGAAUACACCCCUAAUAGCCAAAAAAAGCACCGAAGACUUGGGAAAAUCACAUGUCCUUACCACCCCCCAACAAAAAAAAAUUGUUGCCCCAGCAGCCGUACCGAUAUCUUUUGCGGAUUUCGCCAAACCUCAAAAGGGACAGGUGUUCCGAGGGGAUCAAGCAUUGAAUAAGCCUAAAGUCUCCCCAGGCGAUACUGAGCAAUAUUUUAAGUCUAUAAGAGAACUCACAAAGCCGAGUCCUGGGUUGUCAACAGACUACUUGAACGAUGUAAGGGGUUCAAUCAACCCCUACUGGUCAGCCGUCCAUAUAAACUAUCUGGCGGAAGACUUUGAAACAAUGUUUGAAGAUCUUUAUAAGCUUGGCAAAGACAUUGCAAAACGAAAAUUCCGUGGAGGCAAAGAUCACUCAUCCACAAAGGAGGGUCACAAAAUUACGAAGGCCCGACUUACGGAAGUUGUUCAAGAUUUGCAAGCUGUCCAAAAAAGUUUGCUAAAGUACCUCGACGGUUGGUUGAAGCGUUGGGCGGCCACGAAUGAUGUGCCAAAACCUAGCAUUUUUGGUGACAAAAUUCUCGCACUGAUGAAAAAAAUAUCAGCCGGCCAGAAAUCAAAAGACUUGACACUUGAACCAGAAACUAUCCAGGUCAUAUUUCCCAAAGAUCGUCUCCAAAAAGCCUUUUCGGACCUGUCUAUCCUCAGCAACUCCCACAACCUGCGUCCCAACGAAGACCAACACUUCUGGGCCCUUCACAGAAUUUUCAUCCAAACGGUUGAUCAAGCCUACAAAUUUAACCUGUUAGAAUUAAAAGACUUGGAAAAUUAUGUGAAACAAACGCAUUACGUAACUACUGCUGCUCGUUCCAUGUUCUUGCACUUCACUCAUUCCACAAAAGACUACAAGAACCCCCUGUACAGAAACGGUGACAUUCUAUUGGACCUCUGGUAUUCCUCACCUUUUGUGAAUAUGCUAAAUGUUAUCGAUCCUCCAGGAAAGAGGAAGUUUUUACAUGAAAUCCUCAAAUCGGAUGCCUUGGAUUACAUCAGCGGUCGCCAUGAUGGUCUGGUCGAGAAGCACCUGGUCAAAUCUCUCAAGCAUCUUUUCGAACACAAUUCACUCCUCUCAGCUUUAGAAGAUGGCCGCUCACUUGGACAAGCAAACCAACAGCACAUUCAGAAGAUGAUUGAUGUUCACUUGGACGAUCUAAUUUUUGAUAAAGAAUGGGGAAACAGUGAAGGCAUGAGACUUAGUGCUCAAACUCUAGAAUUUAUUGACAAAACCUAUCUUCAGACUGAAUUAUCAAAUCCGACUAUAUCAACACUACGUGCAAUUUUCAAAGAUCCUUUAAGAAAUAGAAUCAAAUUAGUUUCUGCCAGAGCCAAAGCUGUCGUAGAAUUAGAACAAAUAUCGAGGUACUUGCACGAAGGUUUUCCUCUACGGAAUGAUGGACGCCUACAAAAACCGAUACCGACAUUAGAAGAACUUGAUUUGAUUGAAGGUCACCUUGAACAUCUGCCAGCCCAACAGUAUUACGAAAGUGUCAUCAAGACUCAAGAUGAUCGACACAAAUCAUGGUGCGAAACAGAAAAUGAUGAGAAGAUGAUUGCUUUGAGAGGGGCAAUAGAUAAAAUCAGACCAAAGCAUGUUGGAUCUGGAUCAUCUUGGCGAUCUUGA